Micromonas commoda is the source of this 1761-nucleotide messenger RNA. RefSeq lists its product with no specific name. The transcript has a single exon. The coding region runs from base 1 to 1761 and encodes 586 amino acids. The record is from RefSeq and is a predicted model, not a curated record. NCBI's taxonomy places the organism in Eukaryota, Viridiplantae, Chlorophyta, Mamiellophyceae, Mamiellales, Mamiellaceae. Gene Ontology annotation, molecular function: ferrous iron binding; L-ascorbic acid binding; peptidyl-proline dioxygenase activity. Gene Ontology annotation, biological process: cellular response to hypoxia.
AUGACCGCCGGCGAGGAACGCCCCGUCGUCGUGAAGACCCGCUGGGUGAGCGCCGAGGAAGACGAGCCCAGCGCGCCGCCGCGCGGGAACGCGACCGCGGAGGAACGCCCGUCGGGAGGAUGCUUCGAGGCGGAGGUGUCGCUUCCGGGGGUGACGAGCGCCGAGAGCAUCGUCGCCGAGAUUGUGACGGCGGCGGAGGCGGGCGCGCCACCGUCUCUGUACGUGCGCGCGAAGGCCGACGGCGGCGGCGGCGCGUCCCUCUCCGCGGACGUGCCUCUGCCCGACGGGUGCGACCACCGCGAGAUCAGCGCGGUCAAAUGGAGCAGGAAGCGCUCGACGCUGCGCGUGCGGUUCGCGGCGUCGAGUCCGGCGGCGGCCGGCGGCGCGGAGGAUGACGGGGACGACGAGGAUGGCGCCGGACCCCUUGCGGAGUACCUUCGGAUGCUGGGAGUGCGCGACGGCGAGGCGGGAGGGUCGGAGCCGGAGCUCGAGGAGGAUGGCGACCCACGUGACGGGGUGCGCGAUCCGGCGGGUGAAAAACGCGAGAACCCAUCGAGGGCUGACGGGAAAACCCCGCAACCGACGGAACCGACGAAACAGACGCCGCCCGGGCGCGCCGUCAGGGCGUCCGGGAACAAGAAGAAGCGCCGCAAGAACGCCGCCGGUCGGGGCGUCGCCGCGACGCCCGGCCGACAGCUGGAAACUCCCGGCCGACAGCUGGAGACUACCCGCCCCGGCGUCUCCCUCUCCGAACUCUCCGACGACCUCGCGGCGCAACUCCACGCGCGGGGGUUCGCGCACGCGCAGUUCAUCACCCGCGACGCCGUGUGCGUCGUGCGCGAUGAGAUCAAGCGCGUCGCGCCCCUGUACACCGACGGGGAGAUCUGGCUCGGUAAGCACGACGCCGGGGCGCAGAUCGCGGUCAAGUCUGUUCGCGGCGAUCGGGUGUUUUGGAUGGACCCGGCCACCGCCGACGGCGGCCGAUUCGACGCCAUGCGUUCGAUGCUUCGCGCCAUCGACGAGUUGGUGUUGGACCACCUCGCACGCGCCUGUCCCAAACGGCUCGGGGGUCUCGCGGACCGCACGCACGCGAUGCUCGCCGAGUACCCCGGCCGAGGUUCACGUUUCGUUCGACACGUGGACAACACCGGACGCGACGGCCGGCGGCUCACCGUGCUGUGCUACCUCAACCCCGACUACGCCGGCGAGCACGGCGGGGCGCUGAAGGUGUACGACGCGGACGACGCGGACGGGUCGCGGGGCGUGGAGGUGGCGCCCGCGGCUGGGACGAUCGCGAUGUUCUACGCGGACGAGACGCCCCACGAGGUGCUGCCGAGCGCGCGAAGUCGGCACUCGUUCACGGUUUGGUAUUACGACGAAACAGAGUUUAAGGAUGCGGAGACGCGGCGCGGCGAGGCGGCCGCCGCGGACUCGCGCGCGGCGCACAUGCCCAGCGUGGACGGGUCGGGUGGGUCCGAUCCCGGCGCGACGCUCGCGGCGCUCGACGCGAGCGAUCGGGAGGCGCAGGCGUUUGUGCGGAGGAUGAUGACGCAGCGGCUGACGCCGGCGGGGGCGGCGGCGGCGGCGAGGGGUCUCGGCGAACGGGCGCUGCGGACGGUGGCGACGGUGUUCGGGGCGCCGGAUCCGGCGUCGUUCGUCGUGGCGCUGACGCAGAUGUCGCAGAGCGAUCUGGACGAGUUGCGGAUGGAGAUCACGAGCAUGGGAAUGGACAACGCCCCAGACGCCGAGCUCGUGGCGUGA